Messenger RNA from Stegodyphus dumicola, 1844 nucleotides. It is a transcript of the gene D2hgdh, whose product is annotated as D-2-hydroxyglutaric acid dehydrogenase. The record is from RefSeq and is a predicted model, not a curated record. NCBI's taxonomy places the organism in Eukaryota, Metazoa, Arthropoda, Arachnida, Araneae, Eresidae. Gene Ontology annotation, molecular function: catalytic activity; FAD binding. Gene Ontology annotation, cellular component: mitochondrion.
UUAACAUAUGAUUUGAAUUGAACAUUUAAGAAUGUAAUAUUGAUUAUGUUGUGGACUUUUCAUUAAAAAAAAAAGUAAAAGUGAUGGCAGCAUUAUUUUCGUCUUCGUUAUUAAUACCUUUUAGUCGAAAAAAUCGUUUUUUCACUUAUAAACGGUGGUUGAUAUGUAUGUAUCAAAAACAAAUUUCCGAGUUUUCUACUAACACUAGAGCAAGUUUUAGUACUUUGACAGCAAAAGACAUUGACUUUUUUCGAACUUUUUUGGAGCCGAGUAGUAUAAUAACGCAACCCGAUGAUUUGCGUUUGUACAAUAUUGAUUGGUUAAAAAGCCACACAGGAAAAAGUUCUUUGGUACUUCGUCCUAAAAAUACUGAGCAAGUGUCGCAAAUUUUAGCAUACUGCAAUGAAAAAAAUUUAGCAGUUUGCCCACAGGGGGGCAAUACUGGCCUAGUUGGAGGCAGUAUACCUAUAUUUGAUGAAAUAGUAAUUUCUAUGAGUUUGAUGAAUAAAGUUUUGGAUUUUGAUGAUAAUUCAGGGACAUUACAAUGUCAAUCUGGUUGUGUACUAGAAUCUUUAGAGAACUUUGUCAAUAAAAAAAAUUAUACUGUGCCAGUAGAUUUAGGUGCAAAAGGGAGCUGUCAAAUUGGAGGAAACCUUUCAACAAAUGCUGGUGGUUUAAGAUUUCUUCGAUAUGGAUCAUUACAUGGAAAUGUACUUGGAUUGAAAGCUGUUUUAGCCAAUGGAAAAAUUAUUGAUUGUAUGAAUACCAUGAGAAAAAACAAUACUGGGUAUGAUUUAAAACACUUGUUUAUUGGUUCUGAAGGAACUCUUGGCAUAAUUACUGAGGCAGCCAUACUGUGUUAUCCAAAAAGUCCAGAAACUUCAGUAGCAUUUUUGGGUAUUCAUCAAAGAAUAUUGAUUUUAAUAACAGGAUAUUGUAUUAAAAAAGUUUUCCUAAGAUGUUAUACAAUUCUUAUUUCGACGUUGGUGUAUUUUAUAGGAUUAAAUUCCUUUGAACAGUGUCUAAGCACAGCAAAAGUGAUUCAACAAAAAUUACCGGAAGUGCUUUCAUCACUAGAAAUGCUGGAUGAUGCAGCAGCGGAUACACUUAGAGACAACUUAAAAAUUUCUCCACCAAUAUCAAAACAUCCAUUUUACAUUCUGGUUGAAAUAUCUGGAUCAAAUCAACAACACAAUGAAGAAAAAUUAAAUGACUGCUUAACUUAUUUAAUGGAGAAAAAUCAUGUUAGUGAUGGCACUGUUGCAACUGAACCCAGUCGCAUUAAGACAAUUUGGGAAGUUCGAGAAAGAAUAACAGAGGCAUUACUUCUAGAAGGAUAUGGCUACAAGUAUGACAUAUCGCUACCUCUUGAUGAAUUUUAUAAAAUAGUGGAAAUCAUGAGGGAGCGUUUAGGACAGAAAGUGACCAGAUGUGUAGCAUAUGGUCAUUUAGGAGAUGGUAAUUUACACUUUAAUGCAACCAGUCGAAAAUUUGAUUCCAGCAUUUUGUCAUUAAUAGAGCCAUUUAUUUAUGAAUGGACUUCUGAACGAAAGGGCAGUAUAAGUGCUGAGCAUGGAAUUGGAUUUAAGAAAUCUAAAUAUUUACAUUUUAAUAAGACAACUAAUGCAAUAUCAUUAAUGAAAUCUAUGAAGCAAAUGAUGGAUCCUAAAGGCAUAUUAAAUCCAUAUAAAGUUUUACCGAAUUAAUAUCUGAUAUUUCUAACAGAUAUAUAUAUAUAUAUAUAUAUUUUAUACACAUGUUAUAUGUAACAAAAUUUUUUUAUCUAGAAUAAAAUGUUUUAUUUAUGUAUUGCAGUCAUCCCACUUUUAUUAUGGUGAUACAUA